AUGAAUCAAGAAGAAUAAGAAAUUUAGGAAAAUAAGAUUGAAGAUCUUAGAAAUAAUGAAGAAUUUUAACAAUUCUGCGAUCAUGUCUAAUAAAUUCAAGAAAACCUAAAUGAAUAUAUAACAAAAUAAUCAGGAAAUUAGAGCGAAGAAAACUAAAGGCUUCAUUUAUAACUCUAAGAGAACUUUGAAAUAAUAAAACAGAAAAUAGCUGCUCUAAGAAGAUGUGAAGUGGUUGAAGAUUAAGAGGAAUUAAAAAAAAUGAUAGAUGAAGUGACAAAAAUAGUUUAAUAGACAAAUGAACCAUUUCAAUAAAUCUAAUACGAAGGAGAUGAUUUCAAUGGAUUAGAAUUAGAAUUUACCUAACCAAAGAGAAUUAAGGGACUAAAAAAUGCACAGGAAAGAAAACAGGAAAGGAAAAGAGCUAGAAUAUAAAAAUCAAAACAAGCAUUCUAAAUAUUUAAAAAAUACAUUAUUGUUUCCUUGAUAGCAUUUUAAAAGUUUAUAAAAGACCCAGAAAACAUAGCCAAAUUAUUUGUGAUAGCUGUGAGUUGUUUUUUUGUGAGUUCAUUUUUGCAAAUCCCAGACAUGAGCAAACGACAUAGCUUAUAUAUACUUGAAUGGUUAGCUUACAAUAGAUGUGCUAGAGUUGUUUUAAUCAGUGGAUCAUUUUGUUUUGUAUCAUUAACAUGGUAUAUCAUUUUGUUGAUUUGGAUUGGAUUUAUGGGAUUGAAUGAGACUAAGGGAAAACUGAAUACGCUUAUCCAUGAGUGCAAUCCAAUACUGUAAUUAACAUUAAUGUUUAUGACUGAUAACGACUUGAUAAACAAUAAAUUGGAUCUUGCCAUUUGGUUUUGUUACUUAUUUCAAUACUCUACUUAUAGAGUAUAUUAUAUACAUUCGGUAAACAUCAUUAAAAAGAUAUUGUCAACAUUAACAUCACAGAAUUUCAAUAGGGUGUAUCAAUUCUAAUAAAUUUACAUCUUUUCAUUAAUAAUAUUAGCAAUGAACUUCCUGAUUACAUUUUUUGGUAUUUUGAUGCUCCACAAAGUUGGAAUUUACGCACUAAGUUUAUUAUUCUAUGGUGGAGUUCAAACGUUCAUCGAAUAUUCUCAAUUAAUAUUGAUUUGUAAGAAAUUGCAAUAAAAAUAUACUUACUUUAUAAACAACAACAUAGAAUAAUUAACAGAACCUUAAUUUUAUGAAGAAAUAAUUCCAGACAUUCUUUAUUAAAUAGUAAAAUUUCUAAAUAGUUCAUAAUUGAUUGUAAAUUAUUUUAGGACAAUAAACUUUCAUAUAUUUUUACAUCUUUGGCUUUUCUAAAUAUUUUCAGAUUUACAAAGUUCAUUGUCAUCCCUGAAAAAGAAUAUAGAUUAGUUAAUAAAAUAUAAAAGAAUCCAGUAACAUUUAGAUUCCUUAUUUCCAAGAGUCUUGGAUAUUCAAGAGGAUGAAAUAUGCAUAAUAUGUCAUGAAGAAUUGAUCUUAGCUAGAUCUUUGCCUUGCCAACAUAAGUUUCAUUUAAAGUGUUUGUUUGGAUGGCUGAAGGCUCAAUAGCAAUGCCCAAUUUGCAGAGCAGAAGUUCCAAUUGAAUUGGAAUAACCAUAAUAGAUCUUUAGUAAGAUACUUAGUUUCUUAACACAAUUUAAUAUUUCAAAUUUCGCAUUUUUAUUCUACGUCAAUAGUGGAAGACAGUAAGACUUGUAAUUGACAGAAUGGGAGGAACAGGCUUUAUUAGGAUAGGAAUUAUUACAAUAACAGCAACAAUUACAAUAAUAAUAAAGAGACUAAGAAUAAAUGUAAUAAUUACAAUAGGAAAGGUAAUAACUAUAAUAAUAACUACAAUACUAAUAAUAGUUUUUAUAGUAAUAAUAAAUCUUACUUCAAUAAUAGUAAUAUUAGCAGCAAUAAUAAUAAACUUAAGACUAGAAAUAAAUUAGUGAAAUUACAGAGAAUCCUGAAAAUGUUAUAAAAUAAAAUCCAGGUUAGGAAUCAUAAGAAGAUAAAUAAUUUAUUUAAGAUGCUUUUGAAAAGAGAGACCCAAUAGUUUAAUAUAAUUAGGAAUAGGAGGAAAAGGAAAAAGUAGAUUAAGAAGAAGGAGAGUAAAAUAGAGAGUAACAAAUAGAGUAAGAAGGAGAUUAAGAUAAAGAUUAAGAAGGUGAUUAAAAUUAAGAGUAAAAAUAAGAAGGUGAUUAAGAUAAAGAGUAAAAAUAAGAAGGUGAUUAAGAUAAAGAGUAAAAGUAUGAGGGGGAUUAAGAUAAAGAGUAAAAAUAAGAAGGGGAUUAAGAUAAAGAGUUAAAGGGAGAGUAAAAUGAAGAGUAAAAUUAACUCAAAGAGAAUUAAGAAGAAUAAUAAUUGAUUAAUUAAAACAAAGAACUAGAAAAAUAGUAAGAAGUUAAAGUAUUUGAAAAUCAAAGUUAAGAAACAGAGCAGAUUAUAUAAAAAGAAAUUGAAAAUGUUGAUUUUACUGAAUGA
Molecule: messenger RNA, 2469 nt
Organism: Paramecium tetraurelia
Lineage: Eukaryota; Ciliophora; Oligohymenophorea; Peniculida; Parameciidae
Exons: 3
Source: RefSeq, a predicted model, not a curated record